Molecule: messenger RNA, 1450 nt
Organism: Pistacia vera
Lineage: Eukaryota; Viridiplantae; Streptophyta; Magnoliopsida; Sapindales; Anacardiaceae
Product: AT-hook motif nuclear-localized protein 1
Exons: 5
Coding region: 130-1101 (323 amino acids)
Molecular function (GO): minor groove of adenine-thymine-rich DNA binding
Source: RefSeq, a predicted model, not a curated record
UUUUUAUUUUUUGUACUUUAAGCUUUGGUUUAAGUUGAUUGAGCUUAAAAUUCAAAUGGGUUUUCUCUAAAACCCUCAAAAAAUCCAUAAAAUUGUUUGCUAAAAAAAAAAGAAAUUUAGGGUUUAUCUAUGGAGGCAGCAGCAAGAGAACAAGUAACUCCAGCCACAACGGGUGGGGUAACAGUUGUUGGAUCAGAUGCUCCUUCGGACUACCAUAUAGCUCCAAGAUCCGAAAACCCAACAGCGAAUCCGAACCCGACUCCGGGAUCCGCCCCUGCUCCUGCUCCUACGCCGCAAGCUGCAACGGCGGCGACUUUCCCUGCUAAGAAGAAGCGCGGUAGACCCAGAAAGUACGGACCCGAUGGUACGGUCACCAUGGCUCUCUCGCCCAAGCCCAUAUCUUCGGCGGCGCCGUCGCCUCCAGUGAUCGACUUCUCCGGCUCGGCUGAGAAGCAAAGGAAAAUGAAGCCGGCUAGCUCAGUCAGCAAGUCAAAGUAUGAGCUGGAAAAUUUAGGGGAAUGGGUUGCAUGCUCCGUUGGUGCUAAUUUUACGCCACAUAUCAUUACUGUUAAUACAGGCGAGGAUGUUACAAUGAAGAUCAUAUCGUUUUCUCAACAAGGACCUCGGGCAAUAUGCAUUCUUUCUGCAAAUGGUGUGAUCUCAAGUGUUACACUGCGUCAGCCUGAUUCUUCUGGUGGUACAUUAACAUACGAGGGUCGAUUUGAAAUACUGUCCUUAUCUGGUUCAUUCAUGCCUAGUGAUAGUGGGGGAACAAGGAGCAGAUCCGGCGGGAUGAGUGUUUCUUUAGCAAGUCCUGAUGGGCGUGUCGUAGGCGGUGGAGUUGCUGGUCUUCUAGUGGCUGCAAGUCCUGUGCAGGUCGUAGUAGGCAGCUUUUUGGCAGGGAAUCAGCAUGAGCAAAAGCCUAAGAAACAGAAACAUGAGCCCAUAUCAAUUGCUGCUCCAACUGCUGCUGUUCCUAUCUCUAGUGCUGAUCCAAAAGGAAAUUUUACUACCACAUUUCGUGGAGAUAGUUGGUCUCCAUUGCCAUCAGAUUCGAGGAGUAAGCCAACUGACAUUAAUGCAUCUCAGCCUGUAGGGUAAUGUAAAGAGCCUCACCUCAUUAUGUAAUGUAACGAUUGUUACUGACAAAAUCAACAAUCAAACUAAACUCCAUUUGUUGAAUCUCACCUAAUGUUUGUUUUGUCUGUAAACUUGUGAAGUAUUUAUCAGUAUCCCCAUGAGUUUAAUCUGAGGUAUUACCCUCCUUCCUUUUGAUGUAGUAAUUAAGUUAGGUGAUUAGGUAGCGUUCUACCACUGUUGUGUCAUGUAGAAUAUUUUGAUGUAAUAUUUUCUUCUAGAGUUGCCUUUCUCUUCAGAGUGAUGUAUUAUUAUUUCCAACAUUGUUUUGUUUUUGAACAUCAUUCAUCAAUUGUUUGUUUAUGUUAUUAUA